GCCUUCGCACCUUUCAUCAUUUCUAUAUCUCAGUGUUUUCGGUGUUUUCUUACACACACCUCGUUGAGUUAACCCUAGAUCCAAUUCACUCUUCUCUCGCACACCACUGAAUCCAAUCCUAUCCAAAAGUAGGGAAUCCAAAUGGAACUUCGCCGUUGUGAUAAUCUUCAUUAUAUCAAAAUCAUCAAAGGUGGUUUGGUUACAAAUGUCCUUAAUGUGUUUCGCGGGCGACCAAAACUUAAAUUCAGAAAUAUUUCAGAUAUACAUGAACAUGAGAGCUUCUCGUCUGAUAAUGAUGAUGUAGAGGCUGUAAGAUCAUGUGUUGAUGUAAUGGAGGAAGGAAUAGUGAAAACCGAACCUGAUGUUUGGGUAAGUGAUGCCGAUGAUGGUGAUGUUCAGAGAAUCCAUAACUUGGAUGAUGAUGAAGAUGAUUGUUUCAUGUUAACACUAAUGCAAAUUAAAGAAAGUUGCAAAUCAAGGAAAAGAAAACGCUCACAAGGUCUCGGCUCUUCUAAAAUUAAAAUUGAAGAUUCGUCAACCCCGGAAGACUACAUGGAGAAGCAGAAAAUGGAAGAAGAUGAUCCUGAUUUCAUGGAGACCCUUACUAGCUUGAGAACUAAACUGUCAAAGAAUAUGAAGACCAAGAAGAAGAAGAAGUGCGUAAAAGACCACCCAAUGUCCUCCCAAGAGAUUGUGCCAGUUGACCAAUCGAAAGAGAUGCUAGAUAGUCAAGAGUUGUCACCCUCUAGUGGAGAUUCAGCUGCUCUUGUUGAAGUUAAAUUUGAAUGUCCUGAUAAUGAUUGUUUUGAUGGGCCAAAUGACUGUCCCGGAAGUGAAAGUAAAGAAGACCACCCAAUGUCCUCCCAACAGAAUUUGCUAGUUGACGAAUCUGAAGAGAUACUAGAUGGUCAGGAGUUCUCACCCUCUAGCGAGGAUUCAGCUGCUCUUGUUGAAGUGAAUUUCGAUUGUCAUGAAAAUGAUUGUUUUGACGGUCCAGGUGAUUGUUCAAGUAGAGAAAGUAAAGACCACCCGAUGUCCUCCUUAGAGAUUGUGUCAGUUGAUGAAUCUGAAGAGAUACUAGAUGGUCAGGAGUUCUCAUCCUCUACUGGGGAUUCAGCUGCUCUUGUUCAAGUGAAUUUUGAGUGUCAUGAAAAUGAUUGUUUUGACGGGCCAGGUGAUUGUUCAAGCAGAGAAAGUAAAGAAGACAACCCAGUGUCCUCCUUAGAGAUUGUGUCAGUUGAUGAAUCUGAAGAGAUACUAGAUGGUCAGGAAUUUGCACCCUCUAGUGGGGAUUCACCUGCUCUUGUUGAAGUGAAUUUUGAGUGUCCUGAGAGUGAUUGUUUCGACGGGCCAGGUGAUUGUUCCAGUAGAGAAAGUAAAGAAGACCAACCAGUGUCCUCCUUUGAGAUUGCGUCAGUUGAUGAAUCUGAAGAGAUACUAGAUGGUCAGGAGUUCGCACCCUCUAGUGGGGAUUCAGCUGCUCUUGUUGAAGUGAAUUUUGAGUGUCCUGAAAGUGAUUGUUUUGACAGGUCAAGUGAUUUUUCUGGUAGAGAAAGUAAAGAAGAUGCGAAGAUAACUCUUGAAUGGAAUUCACAGCAUGAAAUAAAUUACAAAUGGAAAGACUUUUUUUAUCAUAUGCCACUACGGGUGGUGAGUCCAUCUGGUAUGGAUAUUAUAAUAAAUAAUUCUGAACUAAGCAGCGACCAAUCUACAAACUUUCCAGCAAUGGACUUUGAAGAUAACUCUGAUAUUUUUGACAAUCAACUUGAUGAUGAUGAUGCUGAUAUACCGGUGUCGCUAUCUGAAGUGGCAAGUCGUAAAGACUUUGAUAUUGCAGAACUGGAGUUUAGAAGUGAUGAUACUUUACUUGAGGACUGCAGUAAAGAGGAAUAUACAGCUGAUGCUGAGGUUCAGGAUAAGCCCUGCUCCACUAUUGAACAUAUGCUCAAUCCUGAUCGAUCUCUGGUUUGUUGCUCAGAUGAUUCACCUGAAUACAAGCAGAAGCAAUCUUUUGAUUCCGUAUGUGAUGACAUUGGUACAGUAGUCUCACCACCUAAAGUGGCUAGUCAUGAAGACCUUGACUGUGCAGGUCUGGAGUUUAGAGCUGAUAAUACUUUACUUGAUGAUCACAGUAAAGAUGAAUCCACAGAUAGUGUUGAGAUUCAGCAUAAACUGUGCCCCACUACCGAACAAGGCCUCAUGCCAGAUGGAUGUCCAGUUCGUCGCUCAGAUGAUUCACCUGAAUACGAGGAGAAGCAAUCUUUUGUUUCGUUAUAUGAUGGUGAGAAUAUACAUGUCAAUGAGGCUGCUGAUGACUUGACUUCCUGUGAUGAACAUGAAGGUAGUCCAAAGCUGCAUGGUCCUGAAAGGCUAUUAUCAACCAGAAAGGCCAUUUCACCAUCUUCUCAGGAAAAGCUCUGCAAAGCAAUGGAGUCCGUUGAUAUCAGUCAUAAAAACAGUCUUAAACGCAAAGGAGCACUGCAAUUUACUGAACAGACUGAUGAGAAUAGUGAUGCUGAAGGGCUUAAUGAUAUCACAAGACCUCAAGUUAUUAAUAGCCCUAAAAAAAUUAGAGUUAUUCCUCCGAAGCCUUCUAAAAGUAGUUCGAAUCUUAAGGGCGUUUCCAAGAUUCGCAGUUCUUCUCGCUCAGCAACCCACAUGGGGUGCAGCACUUUACAGAAUUGCUCAAAGAGUGCUAUUGCAUUUUCAAAGCAGCAGAUGAAUGAUGCAGAAUGUCUUGCUAUGAAACUCACAAAAGAGUUGAAGUCAAUGAAGGAUAUUGUGGAUGAUAUGUUACGAUCUGAGUUCUGUCUUAAUACCUCUUUGAGAUAUAAAGUAAACGAGGCAAGAAUGGCUGUCAAAAGUGCGACAAAAGCUGAAGAAGGUGCAAAACGGUGGCUGUCCUACAUGUCAAGGGAUUGCAACCGUUUCUGUAAAGUUAUGAAACUAGCUGAGAGUUCAACUCCACAAGAUGUAGUCUCACCUCCGAAAGUAGUGCGUAGAGAGAAAAAAAUAGCAUUUGCUGAUGAAGCAGGUGGAAGGCUGUGCCAGGUUAGAUUCUACGAAGAAGACGAGGGACAUUUGUCAGAAUCCAAGUAAAAGGAAAUGUUGCUUUAAUCACAUGAGAUGACAUUUUCUGUAUAUUAGCAGCUACUUACUAAUAUUGUAUUAAUAAGAUUGAUCGAUGUAAAAAUAUUGUAUCCCUGCUGGGGAACGGGGAAUUAUGUUGUUUUCCCAUCUAUGCAGGAAGUUAAUUCAAUUGAUACUUUGUUGACUUGACUCUUUAUACUUGUUUUAAGAUUUUUUUUUAUU
This is a messenger RNA of Trifolium pratense (red clover), 3312 nucleotides long. RefSeq lists its product as uncharacterized. The coding region runs from base 142 to 3099 and encodes 985 amino acids. The record is from RefSeq and is a predicted model, not a curated record. The transcript is spliced from 6 exons. Lineage: Eukaryota; Viridiplantae; Streptophyta; Magnoliopsida; Fabales; Fabaceae.